This is a messenger RNA of Ascoidea rubescens DSM 1968, 3195 nucleotides long. RefSeq lists its product as uncharacterized. Bases 1 to 3195 code for a protein of 1064 amino acids. The record is from RefSeq and is a predicted model, not a curated record. NCBI's taxonomy places the organism in Eukaryota, Fungi, Ascomycota, Saccharomycetes, Ascoideales, Ascoideaceae. Gene Ontology annotation, molecular function: Glc3Man9GlcNAc2 oligosaccharide glucosidase activity. Gene Ontology annotation, biological process: protein N-linked glycosylation; oligosaccharide metabolic process. The transcript is spliced from 2 exons. Gene Ontology annotation, cellular component: endoplasmic reticulum membrane.
AUGACCUACGGUCCUAACAUACUACACACUGCCGAGGGCAAAAGACUCGAAGAAGACACCCAGAAUAUCAAGAAAUGGAAACGUUGGGGUCCCUAUCUCGGUGAAAGACAAUGGGCUACUGUCAGAGAAGACUACUCCCACGAUGGAGACGCCUGGAACGAUUUUCCCUUCGAUCACUCUAAAUCAAGAGCAUAUCGAUGGGGAGAAGAUGGUCUAGCUGGUGUUUCCGACAACCAUCAGCUCUUGAACUUCUCAAUUGCUCUCUGGAACGAAAACGACGAUUUUUUGAAAGAAAAACUUUUUGGUGUUACCGGUCCUCAAGGCAAUCAUGGUGAAGAUGUCAAAGAAAUCUAUCACUAUCUCGAUAACACCCCCACCCAUUCAUAUAUGAAAUACCUUUAUAAAUAUCCCCAAUCAAAAUUCCCCUAUGAAAAAUUGGUUGAAGAAAACCAAAAGAGAUCGAGGCUAGAAAAGGAAUACGAAUUGCCAGAUACAAAAAUCUUUGAUGAAUCCAAUUUUUUCGAUGUCAUAUUCGAAGUCGCUAAGGAUGAGAACGAUCCCGACGAAGUCUAUUUCAGAAUAACCGCUUAUAACAGAUCUGCUGCUCCUGCUCCUCUCCAUAUCUUGCCUCAUGCUGUCUUUAGAAACACUUGGUCUUGGGGUAUUCCUGAAGAAAAAAACCACCCAAAGCCCUCCUUCUCAAGGGAAUUUGAUAAUAGCGAUUCUUCAAUUAAGAUCGACCAUUGGAAAUUUGGUAAGAAAAGACUAGUCUUUUCUCCCUCCCCAGGUUGUAACGACCACUCCGAUGAUGUUGAACCAAAACUAUUAUUCACUGAAAAUGAAACAAAUACAAAAAAAUUAUAUAAUCAGCCAAACAAAUCAAAAUACGUUAAAGAUGCUUUUCAUGAAUACGUUGUCGAUGAAAUCAGCGAAGCUAUUAAUCCUCAAAAUGUUGGUACAAAAGCUUGUGCUUGGUUUUCCUUUGAUGCUGAUGGUGGUGUUCCUCCCGGUGACUACGUUACUAUUCGUUAUAAAUUAUCUACUAUAAACGAUGGUGAUACAGAAAAAAGUUGCAUUAUUGAUGAAGAAGCAUUUGAUCAGGUCUUUGUUGAAAGACAAGAUGAAGCUGAUAACUAUUAUUGGUCAAUCACUCCAUUGCCAAUCACAGAAGAAUUGAGAACUAUUCAACGUCAAGCCUUUGCAGGUUUAUUAUGGACCAAACAAUAUUACGGUUUUGUUCACCAAUAUUGGGCACAUGGUGACCCAGCUACUCCUAAACCACCUCCAAAUAGAGCAAAUGGUAGAAAUAAACAUUGGAAUCAUUUAUAUAUUGACCAAGUAUUAUCUUUACCUGACAAAUGGGAAUAUCCUUUUUUCGCUGCUUGGGAUACUGCUUUUCAUUGUAUUCCUCUUGCAAUGAUUGAUCCUGCCUUUGCUAAAAAUCAAUUGGAUUUAUUAACUAGAGAAUGGUACAUGCAUCCAAAUGGUCAAAUACCUGCUUAUGAAUGGAACUUUAGUGAUGUGAAUCCACCAGUUCAUGCUUGGUCUGCCUUUAGAAUUUAUAAAAUUGAGAGAAAAAUGUAUGGAAGAGAAGAUAGAGAUUUUUUGGAAAGAGUCUUUCAAAAAUUGUUAUUAAACUUCACUUGGUGGGUUAAUAGAAAGGAUUCUGAUGGAAAUAAUGUCUUUGAAGGUGGCUUUUUAGGUCUAGAUAACAUUGGUAUCUUUAAUAGAUCUGAACCUUUGCCAACUGGUGGUGUAUUGGAACAAGCUGAUUCUACUGGUUGGAUGGCGUUUUUUUGUCUCCAAAUGUUAAAUAUUGCCUUGGAAUUAUCCAAAGAAAGAUCAGUUUAUGAAGAUAUCGCAUCAAAAUUUUUUGAACAUUUCUUAUUAAUUGCUGAUGCCAUGACAUUUAGAGAUGCUUCACCAGAUGAAACUGAAGCCACUAAAAAAUCUCUUUGGAAUGAAGAAGAUCAAUUUUUCUAUGAUUCGAUUUCUUAUGAUCAUGUUUACAAACAACAAUUACCUGUUAGAUCUUUAGUUGGCUUGAUUCCUUUGUAUGCUUGUUUAACUUUAGAACCUGAAUUAUUGGAAAAAUUCCCAAGUUUCAAAAAAAGGUUAGAUUGGUCAAUUGAAAAUAAAAGUUGGAUUUUUGAAAGAAAUAUUGCAUGCACUAAAGCUAAAGGAGUUGGAGAACGUUUAUUGUUAUCAUUAGUGAAUAAAGAGAGAUUAGUUGCAAUUUUAGAGAAGAUGUUGGAUGAAGAUGAAUUUUUAUCUGAUUAUGGUAUAAGAUCAUUAUCAAAAUAUCAUGAAAAGCAUCCAUUUGAAAUGAAUGUUCAUGGCCAACAUUAUAAUGUUAGCUAUUUGCCUGGAGAAUCAGAUUCGGGGCUUUUUGGUGGAAAUUCUAAUUGGAGAGGACCAAUCUGGUUUCCAACAAAUUUUCUUUUAGUUGAAUCACUACAAAGAUUUUAUUUAUAUUAUGGACAAUCAUUGAAAGUUGAAUGUCCCAAGAGAUCUGGAAUAAUGCUCAAUUUAGCUCAAGUUGCUGAAGAAAUCCAACAUCGUUUAAUUAAAUUAUUUACACAAAAUGAAGGAGGGUACAGAGCUUGUAAUGGAGACUCUAAAAUAUUAAAUUGCAAUGAAUUUUUCAGUGAUAAUGUUCCAUUUUAUGAAUAUUUUGAUGGUGAUACUGGAAGAGGAUUAGGAGCUUCACAUCAGUGUGGAUGGACAGCGUUAGUUGCGAAAUGGAUUCAAGAUGUUGGUGUGUCAUUAAAAUUACCAAGUACGCCAUACACACCCAAGACAUCAGCCACGUCAGAUUAUUUUAAUAUUGAUGAUAAUGAAAUUAUCAAGUAUUAUCCUAGUGGCGGGAAAUUUUCGGCUAAACUGGCUAGACGUCGUUCUGGAAAAUCGUUGGUUAAUUUGACAUCGCAAGUUUUAGAGUUGACAGAAGAAGAGUGCAAGAUUUAUCAAAGAGAAAUACCAAUGACACCUGGAGCCAAAUCUAUUGUAAGUGAAGAUGAUAAUUACUCUGAGUUGGGACUUUCAAGACAAUCGACUAGGGUCUCAUCAGCAAUGACAGAGGAACACGAAAAGGCAAUAAUUGAACAGAUCCGAACAGCUAUUCAAAAUUACAAGUUCAAGAAGAACGAAAAGGAAGAUGAUGUUUCAAGCGAUGAAUUAGAAGCUCAUUCCUGA